CAUCCGGGUCUUUAGUGAAGGACAAUGAGCUGGAGUCAGUUUGAAAACUGUUCAGAGGAAGGUCUGAAAUCAGAUUUACAUCCAGAUACCUGGCAUUAGAAAGGGAGGAUUUACAGACAGGAUACUCAAAUCAAACAUCACAUCAAGAUCUGACAGAACCACUCAAUGCAUCUGGACCUGAAUAUCAUUGGCAUUUAAAUGUGAAGGAGAAAUAUUUGUCUGUUCUGUCUGUGGGAAAAGAUUUCAAACAUCAGUGUGACUGGAAAAACACUGAGACACACACACACCCGAGUGAGAGUGUUCCAGUGCACAUCUGUGGAAAGAGCUUUAACCAGUUAGCCUGAAAAAGCAUCGCAUUGUUCACAGUGGGAGAAACUGUACAUGUGUUGUGUGUGUGGAUGAGGCUUCAACUAAUCAUCCAACCUGGAGAGACACAUGGACACGGGGACCAUGGAGAAACCGUGGAAAUGUGAGGACUGUGGGAAAGGAUUCAAUUAUCCAUCCCUUCUGGAAAUCCAUCGACGCAGCCACAUUGGGGCCAGCACCAUGGAGAAACCGUGGAAAUGUGAGGACUGUGGUAAAGGAUUCUAUUAUCCACACCAGCUGGAAAUGCAUCGACGCAGUCACACUGGGGAGAAGCCGUUCAUCUGUUCCGUGUGUGGGAAGGGAUUUACUCGAACAUCCUGCCUCAUGUUACACCAGAGAAUUCACACUGAAGAGAGGCCUUUCAGCUGCACAUACUGUGGAAAGAGGUUCAGGCGGUCAUCCCAUCUCACUGCACACCAGCGACUUCACACUGGGGAGAGGCUGUUCACUUGCUCUGUGUGUGGGAAGGGAUUCACUCAUUCAUCUGGUCUUCAGUCACACCAACAAAUUCACACUGAAGAGAAGCCAUUCAGCUGUACUUCCUGUAGAAAGAGGUUCAGGCAUUCAUCUGCCCUUGUUGAACACCAGCGAGUUCACACUGGGGAGAAGCCAUUCACCUGCUCUGUGUGUGGAAGGGGAUUUGCUCGGUCAUCCACCCUGCUGUCACACCAGCGAAUUCACACAGGGGAGAGGCCAUUUUACUGCACUUGCUGUGGAAUGAGGUUCAGGCGUUCAGCCGACCUCGAUUCACAUAAGCGAGUUCACACCGGGGAGAGGCCGUUCACCUGCUCUGUGUGUGGAAAGGGAUUCGCUCAGUCAUCCACCCUGCUGACACACCAGCGAGUUCACACUGGGGAAAAGCCAUUCAGCUGCACUUCAUGUGGGAAGAGUUUCAGGCUGUCAUCCGCCCUCACUGCUCACCAACGCACACACACUGGGGAGAGACCGUUCACCUGUUCCGUGUGUGGGAAGGGAUUCACUCAGUCUGGGAGCCUGCAAUUACAUGAACGCACUCACACUGGGGAGAAGCCAUUCACCUGCUCCACGUGUGGGAAGGGAUUCACUCAGUCUGGCAGCCUGCAUUUACAUGAACGCACUCACACCGGAGAGAAGCCAUUCACCUGCUUCGUAUGUGGGAAGGGAUUCACUCAGCCUGGCAGCCUGCUGAGACAUCAGCGAGUUCACAAGUGACUGCAAGGAUUGGAUUCUGCUACUAUUGCUGCUGUUAAUCACGUUCAGGACUGAUAGUCUGACAAUAUCUGGUUUGUUUCUGUUGAUGUUAACAACCCUAUAACUGGCUGGAGUUUAAUACUCUGGAGAUGUCACUGAUUUUCAGGGCUGUAGUGUCCCUUUUUAAAAACACCAUCUGUGAUCUUUCCCCUUAAUUCAAGAACCCUCAACAGGAACUCAUUUACAAUAAAAUUAUGAACUUUUACUUCAAUCUUAAAUUGACCUUUGCAAAUUCAGUGUCUGACAGGUUCCACUGAUUAACAUCUCCAAUUAGAAAGUGCGAAUUAAUCUUUGCUGACAAUCAGGAUCAGUUCCACAGGACAUGUGUGAUACAAACAUUUUGGAAAAACAAAGGUGACAGAGGAGAUUGCAACAAACUACAGGGACAUCUCACUCCUUCGUGUCACUCGGAAGGUCAUCGCUGGGGUCAUGCUUAAAGAUUUCAUCUACUUGCAGACUGAGUGUAUCCAGAAGCACAGAGCUGACAGAUCUACAGUGAAUGUGAUCUUCUCCAGACGUCAGCUAUAAGAGAAGUGCAGAGAACAGGAUAUACCUCUUUACCUUACAGAUCUCAGGAAAGCAUUUGGCAACCUCAGCAGGGCAGGACUCGACAAGAUUUUGGAGAAAAUUGACUGUCCACCAAAGCUACUAAGUCUCAGCCACUCCUUUCAUGGCAACAUGCAAUGUCCUGAUGCCAUAUGAUUCUGAUUAUUAAUUGAAAUAAUUCUGAUUAUUAAUUAGCAUCCUGAUAAGUGCAAUAAUUUUCUGGUUAUUGAAGCAGUAGGCGGCUGAUUAUUAUUGCGAUUGGAACUGUAAUUAAUGUAAUUAAUGCUGUUUAUUAAUGUAUUAGGAUGAUGAUUAUUUAUACAAUAAGAUCCCGAUUGUUGCUGCAAUGGCCAC
Carcharodon carcharias (great white shark) is the source of this 2496-nucleotide messenger RNA. Its product is annotated as zinc finger protein 229-like. NCBI's taxonomy places the organism in Eukaryota, Metazoa, Chordata, Chondrichthyes, Lamniformes, Lamnidae. Gene Ontology annotation, cellular component: nucleus. The transcript has 2 exons. Gene Ontology annotation, biological process: regulation of transcription by RNA polymerase II; central nervous system development. Bases 436 to 1557 code for a protein of 373 amino acids. Gene Ontology annotation, molecular function: DNA-binding transcription factor activity, RNA polymerase II-specific; RNA polymerase II cis-regulatory region sequence-specific DNA binding. The record is from RefSeq and is a predicted model, not a curated record.